This is a messenger RNA of Aspergillus tanneri, 5574 nucleotides long. Its product is annotated as putative phosphatidylserine decarboxylase Psd2. Gene Ontology annotation, cellular component: MIS12/MIND type complex. Bases 1 to 5574 code for a protein of 1857 amino acids. Gene Ontology annotation, molecular function: phosphatidylserine decarboxylase activity; calcium ion binding. Gene Ontology annotation, biological process: phospholipid biosynthetic process; cell division; chromosome segregation. Lineage: Eukaryota; Fungi; Ascomycota; Eurotiomycetes; Eurotiales; Aspergillaceae. The record is from RefSeq and is a predicted model, not a curated record. The transcript has 13 exons.
AUGGUGCGGUUGCCAAUCCCACAGCGCCUUACUUCGCACCUGAGUACCAGGAGCAAUGCCUCGACUCCCGGCCAAAGUCGAAGCACGAGCCCCAUGAGGUUGCCCGAGUCCAAGCCUCUGGUCCUUAAAGUCUCCGUAUUACGGGGAAGAAAUCUGGCCCCUAAGGAUCGGAAUGGUAGGAGCGAUCCGUAUUUGAUCGUCACACUCGGAGAUGCGCGGCAAUCGACGCCCAUGAUACCGAAGACAUUAAAUCCGGAAUGGAACGUCACUUUCGAGAUGCCCGUUGUCGGAGUGCCGUUGUUGGAAUGUAUCUGUUGGGACCAUGAUAGAUUUGGCAAGGAUUAUAUGGGCGAAUUUGAUAUUCCUCUCGAAGAAAUAUUUUCUCCGGGCGAAGUGUAUCAACAGCCACAAUGGUAUACUCUCACAUCGAAACGGAAGACGAUUAAGAAGAAGGAUAGCACCGUAUCUGGAGAGAUCCUUCUUCAAUUUUCGCUCAUCGAUACGUCGAAUCCAACCGCUUCUCCGACCGACACCUACAACAAAUACAAGAAUUUAGUUUGUGCCGGGGAGGAAGAGGAUGACUUUCCACAAAUCCCGCCUCUCGGUUUGGAUGGUGUCGACAGAGAUGAGGAAACAUCAGACGAGACCGACGACCCCUCCAAACCAGAGGUGGUCGAAAAACGGAGAAGAAGGCUGCGAUUGGCACGACUGAAACGCAAGUCAAUAGCAGCCAGAGCAUACCAAUUCUCCGGUGCCGGCAACGGUGUGCAGGGGAUCGUUUUUAUGGAGAUUGUCAAAGUAACUGAUCUUCCGCCGGAACGCAAUGUAACUCGUACCUCCUUCGACAUGGACCCGUUUGUAGUGACCUCGCUCGGAAGAAAGACUCUUCGGACUCCGGUUAUUCGCCACAAUCUAAACCCGGUUUACAACGAGAAGAUGGUUUUUCAAGUCAUGAAACACGAACAAUCUUAUACAAUAGGUUUUACGGUGAUGGACAGAGACAAAUUCUCUGGGAAUGACUUCGUCGCCUCCGCAGGUUUCCCACUCCAGACACUGGUCCAGGCUGCUCCCGACGCAGAUCCAGAAACUGGCCUGUAUAAGUUCUUGGACUCUACCCUCGAUCCGACAGGAUCUGAGCACUCAGGGUCCGACAAUACUGCGGGGAUCAAAAUCGACAUCAGCCCGUCUCCGUCCCAUAACAGUCUAUCGAAUAUGUCAAACAAAGUAAGAUCUCGGAGUAGCACUGCCUCCAUAUCAGCCCAGUCGGUCCAGUCGGCCCAUUCAGGCCAAGAACUAUCAACGUCGUCGCCUCCGGCAAUAGUCACCGAGGAAGGUUCAAGUGACAGCAUAUCAAAUGCUCCUACGAUGACAAAUAAUGGGAAUUAUGUUGCUUCCUCACUUGAUUCAGAUGGGCUUCAAGCAUACCGUAUUCCGCUGACCUUGAAAAAUAAGGAGCGGUGGGAGGAUAAGCAUUCUCCAUUACUUGUUGUCAAAGCAAAGUAUAUGCCAUACCGUGCACUUCGACAGCAGUUCUGGAGACUUAUGCUCAGACAAUACGACGCUGAUGAUAGCGGUCGUAUUGAUAAAGUCGAACUUACGACGAUGCUUGACACUUUAGGCUCGACGCUAAAGGAGUCCACGAUUGACAGUUUCUUCGAGAGAUUCAGUGUGGAAAAUGAACCAUGCGAGACCAUGGAUUUGACCUUUGAUCAAGCGGUCAUCUGUCUCGAAGAUACCCUUCAGGCUUUACAGAUAGCGAAUCGUGCGGGACCUAAGAAUCAUGCCCUGACUUCCUCAGCUAUUAGUCAAGAAAGUGAAGACCCGUCUAGUUGCGACGAGGAUAUUGAGACCAGCGCUGCUAUACCACCUACCACUGCCCCUCAGGCGUUGGCUGUACCAAUAUUGGCAAGUGACCAACUUGCUAUGGACGAAGAGCUUGAGCCGGAUGAUUUAGGUGAUGAAAGGGGCGAGGAGCAUGUGAUUGAAAUCCGAGAAUGUCCUCUGUGUCAUCAGCCGCGACUCUCAAAGCGUUCCGACGCUGAUAUCAUCACACACAUUGCUACAUGUGCGAGUCGGGAUUGGCGGCAAGUUGACAACCUCGUGAUGGGUGGCUUUGUGACCUCGAGUCAAGCACAACGCAAGUGGUACACAAAAGUCAUUACAAAAAUUUCCUAUGGGGGCUACAAGCUGGGUGCCAACUCUGCCAACAUUCUUGUUCAAGAUCGAAUUACAGGGCAAAUAAACGAGGAGCGCAUGAGUGUUUACGUUCGACUAGGUAUUCGACUAUUGUAUAGGGGGCUGAAGAGCCGAGAAAUGGAGAAAAAGAGAAUUCGCAAGAUUUUGAAGUCAAUGAGUGUCAAGCAAGGCAAAAAGUACGACGACCCGGCUUCGGCAAGCCAAAUCCAGGAUUUCAUCAAUUUCCAUCAGCUCGACUUGUCAGAGGUCCUGCUUCCCCUGGACAAAUUCAAGAAUUUCAAUGAGUUCUUUUACCGCCAACUCAAACCUGGUGCCAGGCCCUGCUCGGCUCCCAAUGAGCCUAGGAUUGUUGUGUCUCCAGCUGAUUGCCGAUCGGUUGUCUUCGACCGCAUGAAUGAGGCCACCGGCAUCUGGGUGAAAGGCCGGGAAUUCUCCAUCGAUCGACUCCUUGGGGAUGCGUAUCCGGAAGAUGUCCAACGGUACAGGAAUGGAGCCCUGGGAAUAUUCCGCCUUGCACCUCAGGACUACCAUCGCUUUCACAUUCCUGUAGAUGGUGUUUUGGGCACACCGAAAACCAUCGGAGGUGAAUACUACACAGUAAACCCUAUGGCAAUCCGCUCCGCGCUGGAUGUGUAUGGUGAAAAUGUGAGAGUCCUUGUACCGAUCGAUUCUGUUGCGCACGGUCGUGUUAUGGUGGUCUGUGUUGGAGCAAUGAUGGUAGGCAGCACUGUGAUAACCCGGCAGGGUGGGGAGAAGGUUUCUCGAGGGGACGAGCUUGGGUACUUCAAAUUUGGCGGGAGCACUCUUCUGCUCCUGUUUGAGGAAGGAACAAUUAAAUUCGACUCCGACUUAGUGGGUAACUCGAAGGGGCCUCUGGAAACUUUGAUCCGUGUGGGUAUGUCUGUGGGUCACAGCCCGGACAUCCCUCAGUUCGAGCCCGAUAUGCCGAAGAAACCAGAGAGUCUCACUUCAGAAGAUAUCCAAGCCGCCAGGCGCCGAAUCGAAGGCAGUCUAGCCCCACUGGCCGAUGGGCGUUUUCGGAACUCCCAAAGGAGCUUAGCGCCACAUCCCACGCGCCACUACCAAAACAACCGCGUGCUGCGGCGACUUGCAAGAGCAAACCCCCGUCAACCCGACGCCGGUCUUUACGCCCUGCUGCGCAAGGAGCGCUUUUCAAUCCCGCAAACGGUCUAUGAAUCAGAUUUGAUUGUAUCCAGUGGUCGCUGCCAAUUGCGUCUGGUUGUUGAAAGCGCGCCACGGACGCUUCGACACGUCGCAAGCCCCCCCCCAUUCUUCGUCACUGGGUUGGCCGACCGACCUAGUAGUCAACUGCGACCGCGCGAAAUUCGUGCACCUACGACAAAUAGCUCAGAGAGGAUUUCAACAGCACAGAAUAGUCGAUUGGUUGAGUCUUUUUUGGUUGUCUUGUGUUUUGGGGAGGUGAAAUUCGUCAAGGGGUAUUUGAAAAAGCGGGCGGCAGGCAGCUCUCAAUUGCUCGAACAGAGGGGCCAUUCAUCGCAGUACCACGACUGUUGCUUGGAGACAUCGAAGGAAAAGAGUGCGAAAAGGCUCUUUCCAACAUUUCGACAGCUCUUUGAGCUUCUGUUGUUGCUUUUACCCACCACACCUCCGCUUUCUCUCGGCCCUGACAUGAUCGUGACGGUUUUGGCUACCACUACCACGAAGACAGAGCGUCGCCAACCUCUUAGACAAAUCGAUAUGGUAACAUCGCAGGCGCAGGCGCGAUUUGUAUCGUCCUCGUCUGGAAAACACGACCGGAUAGGGACAAGAGCCAGUACGCGACUAAGCUUGACCAGCCAAGAGAAGGAGGAAAAUGCGAGCCGCACCAAAAGAAAAAGCUCGUUUGAUGAAGAUGUAGACGAUUUUCAGUUUACUCGCAUUAAGCCAAAGAAAGCAAAGCCCACUGUCGAUGCCAUUCCCGAGGUCCCUCAACCACUCCCGGAGAAAUCUGCCCCCCAACAGUCGCCGAAGAGAGGUCGACCGCCGAAAAAACGUCAGGAACCCAAACCGGAUAGUUCGGGGGAAGUGCAAAAUACAAUAGAAAGCAAGCCUAAACGACAAACGCGGGGGGCGGCAAAAGCCGCGUUGGUUGAGCCAGAAACACAACCGGCGAGUGCUACGCGCUCAACGCGCAAGGGGGAUCACGUCGAGCCCGUGCCGAAGGAGAAAAAACGGAGGAAAGGCAGACCGAGCAAAUCCAAUGAUGAACCCCAACAGCAGAAUGGCUUUGUAUCUCCGGAACCACCGAAAGCAGGGACGGCGACAAUUGCACUACCCAUAGCCGAUACGCCGGUCAUGCAACGGAAUAAAGAGAUGAGGGGGCAAACGAAAUCAGGGAAAGGGAAUAGACGGAGUAGUCUAGGGAUGAGGGGACGACGAGCCAGCUCGCUGAUUGACUCUGGGGCAUCUAACGCCUUACCUCAUAAGGAGGUUGAUACAGCGGAUUUCUAUAAGCAUAUCGCUAGCGACGGCUUACCAGAACCGCGGAGGAUGAGGCAACUGUUGACGUGGUGUGCUACUCGCGCGUUGGGUGAGAAGCCUUCGGGAUCAAGUACCGAGGAUGCGAGUGAACGUCUAGCGGCGCGCGUGAUCCAAGAAGAACUACUUAAAGACUUUUCCACUAAUUCGGAACUAUCUAACUGGUUUGCUCGGGAAGAGGUCGACUCUCCAUCGGUCGUAGUGAAGAAGCCGAAUCCAAAGAACGUGCAGAAUACAGAGAAGAUUAAGGAAUUAGAGGAACAAAUACAGAAGCUACAAAAACAGAAACAGGCUCUUAAUGCACUUCUUCGCCCGCCGCCUAGUCCAUCAAUCAAACCAGCAUCAAAGCAGCUAGACACUGCACAAAACGGCCAGUCCGGGCCUCCGCCGUCACAGGCCGAGUCGAACACUAACAAACGUGCGCGGUCACCAGAGCCCGAUCCAAUUGAUCUGUCAUUACUGGAGCCGUCCCAGCAACAACUUUAUGCAUUAAUAGACCCCAACGCUGCGACGCGCCAUCCAGAUACGGAGUUGCAGAAAGCGCAGUCGUCCUGGGAACCUAACUCUCUAUCCACCGUUACACCUUCAACUAUCUCUACACGCCUUUCCCGUAUAGCCGCAGGUCUAGUGCCAACAUUGGAUUCAUUUGCAGCCGGGGUCCACGAUAUUGAGCUUUAUCGGGCUAUGUCCGACAGCGUAUCAUCACGAGUAUUGCGCAUCUGUGCGGAGAGACUGGACGAGCGCGAUGCAAGGAAUUCAUUGCGACGACUGGCAAUUGAGGAAGAGGAGGGAGACCACCAAAAUAUUAGUAUACGGCAGCGGCCUCGGGAAGAUUUGGGUAUGAUCCUAGGGGCACUAAGUCGCGUUGAGAGACGGUGA